CUCUCGGCCCGCGGCCUGGUCGGCAAGCAGGGCUGCAGUCACGGGGCGGCGCUGAGGGCCCCAGCCUGGUCAGGGGUGUGGCCGCCGCCACCGUAAGGCUAGGCCGCAAGCCCGGUCCUGGGAGCCGCCUCCGUCGCCGCCGUAGGAGCCGCCCCAUCAGGUUAUCUUAACAAGAAAACCAACUGGAAAAAAAUGAAAUUCCUUAUCUUCGCAUUUUUUGGUGGUGCUCACCUUUUAUCCCUGUGCUCUGGGAAAGCUAUAUACAAGAAUGGCAUCUCUAAGAGGACUUUUCAAGAAAUAAAAGAAGAAAUAGCCAGCUAUGGAGAUGUUGCUAAAGCAAUUAUCAACCUAGCUGUUUAUGGUAAAGCCCAGAACAGAUCCUAUGAGCGACUGGCACUUCUGGUUGAUACUGUUGGACCGAGACUGAGUGGCUCCAAGAACCUAGAAAAAGCCAUCCAAAUUAUGUACCAAAACCUGCAGCAAGAUGGGCUGGAGAAUGUUCACCUGGAACCAGUGAGAAUACCCCACUGGGAGAGGGGAGAAGAAUCGGCUGUGAUGCUGGAGCCAAGAAUUCAUAAGAUAGCCAUUCUGGGUCUUGGCAGCAGCAUUGGGACUCCUCCAGAAGGCAUUACAGCAGAAGUUCUGGUGGUGACCUCUUUCGAUGAACUGCAGAGAAGGGCCUCAGAAGCAAGAGGGAAGAUUGUUGUUUAUAACCAACCUUACAUCAACUACUCAAGGACGGUGCAAUACCGAACGCAGGGGGCGGUGGAAGCUGCCAAGGUCGGGGCUUUGGCAUCUCUCAUUCGAUCCGUGGCCUCCCUCUCCAUCUACAGUCCUCACACAGGUAUUCAGGAAUACCAGGAUGGCGUGCCCGAGAUUCCAACAGCCUGUAUUACGGUGGAAGAUGCAGAAAUGAUGUCAAGAAUGGCUUCUCGUGGGAUCAAAAUUGUCAUUCAGCUAAAGAUGGGGGCAAAGACGUAUCCAGAUACUGAUUCCUUCAACACUGUAGCAGAGAUCACUGGGAGCAAAUAUCCAGAACAGGUUGUACUGGUCAGUGGACAUCUGGACAGCUGGGAUGUUGGGCAGGGUGCCAUGGAUGAUGGCGGUGGAGCCUUUAUAUCAUGGGAAGCACUCUCACUUAUUAAAGAUCUUGGGCUGCGUCCAAAGAGGACUCUGCGGCUGGUGCUCUGGACUGCAGAAGAACAAGGUGGAGUUGGUGCCUUCCAGUAUUAUCAGUUACACAAGGUAAAUAUUUCCAACUACAGCCUAGUGAUGGAGUCUGACACGGGAACCUUCUUACCCACUGGGCUGCAAUUCACUGGCAGUGAAAAGGCCAGGGCCAUCAUGGAGGAGGUUAUGAGCCUGCUGCAGCCCCUCAAUAUCACUCAUGUCCUGAGCCAUGGAGAAGGGACAGACAUCAACUUUUGGAUCCAAGCUGGAGUGCCUGGAGCCAGUCUACUUGAUGACUUAUACAAGUAUUUCUUCUUCCAUCACUCCCACGGAGACACCAUGACUGUCAUGGAUCCAAAGCAGAUGAAUGUUGCUGCUGCUGUUUGGGCUGUUGUUUCCUAUGUUGUUGCAGACAUGGAGGAAAUGCUGCCUAGGUCCUAGAAAUAGCAAGAAGGAAACAUUUUCAUGCUUCUGGCCAGGAAUCCUGGCUCUGCAACUUUGGAAAACCCCUCUUCACAUAACAAUUUCAUCUAAUUCAUCUUCAAAGCGUAACUCUAUUUCAUGUUUUCUGUUAUUAUCUUUCUUGAUACUUUCCAAAUUCUCUGAUUCUAGAAAAAGGAAUCAUUCUCCCCUCCCUUCCACCACAUAGAAUCAACAUAUGAUAGGGAUCACAGCGGGGACAUUUCUUUGUAUCACCUCUUAAAAACGUCGUUUCCACUUUAAAAGUAAACACAAUAAAUUUUUGGAAGAUCUCUGA
Messenger RNA from Rhinopithecus roxellana (golden snub-nosed monkey), 1927 nucleotides. RefSeq names its product carboxypeptidase Q (gene CPQ). Gene Ontology annotation, molecular function: metallodipeptidase activity. NCBI's taxonomy places the organism in Eukaryota, Metazoa, Chordata, Mammalia, Primates, Cercopithecidae. Gene Ontology annotation, biological process: peptide catabolic process; proteolysis; thyroid hormone generation. The record is from RefSeq and is a predicted model, not a curated record. The coding region runs from base 193 to 1611 and encodes 472 amino acids. The transcript is spliced from 8 exons.